AACGAUUCCUUUACUGUAAUCCUUUGGCUUCAGUUGUUUGUCUCCACCUCUUUGUCACAGCUAACCUGUAUAGCUGUUCUGGAGUUAAGAGAGGCCAGACACAGAUGUCAUGGCAGACAAUGAGGAUGCAUUGCGGGCCAUGCAGAACUGUUUCCACAGUCAGUUUAGUGUGGAUGAGGCUGAGUACGAGGACAUUGAGGAAAACAGGAGAACAUCUGUUGAUGAAGACAGUAUCUAUCUUGGCUGCACACUGUCACAAUCCUUCAACCCUGAUUUUCACCACUCACCUGUUAUCAAGAUGGGCUGGCUGCACAAGACUCCGCCUCAGGGGACCCUUGUUUUCCAGAAGCGUUGGGUGAUGUUGGAUGCACAAUACCUUCGAUACUUUCAAAAUGAGAAGGAGGUCUACUCAAAGCGGAUCAUAGCCAUACUGUCUGUCACUAAAGUGCUUAAUGUUGGAGGACAGAAGUUUGAGGUGGUGACAAGGAACAGGACUUUCUUGUUCCGUGCUGAGAACAACACCGUCAGGGAGGAAUGGGUGUCAGUACUGAAAGAGACUAUUCAGCAGCAGUGUAACAGCAUGGAGAAGUCCCUUAUGAACUUCAGUGAUACAUGUGGACAGCGUGCUAGUAGAGUCCCGCUCAUUAGUAAGCAAGGAUACCUGGAGAUGAGUGGACUGCGCUCCAAGCUCUAUGUAGUCAUCUGUGCCGACAGUGUUUUCCUCUAUAGGAACGCUGAGGAGCACAGCCAGGGUGUUGGCAUCACCUCCAUUGAGAUGAAUUUGGGUACUGUGAAGGGCACAGACAAACGGUCCUUCAACCUCACCACCAUCUACAGGACAUUCAGUUUUGUGGCCGAGUCGGAGCAGCAGAGGGAGCAGUGGGUUGAGGCCCUGCAGGCCUGUGUCAGUCACUCUCUGUCCAGCAACGCGGUGGCCCAGAAGAUCUGGUCUGAGGAGGCCAACCAGCGCUGUGCAGAUUGUGGCGCCCCCCACCCAGACUGGGCCUCUGUCAACCUGUGUGUGGUCCUCUGCAAAUGCUGUGCAGGGGUGCACAGGGGCCUGGGCCAGAGUGUGUCCAAAGUCCGCAGUCUGAAGAUGGAUGAAAAUGCGUGGACUGAAAAUCAGCUGUUCCUGUUGCUAGGUAACGACAAAGUAAACCUUUUCUGGGCAGCUAACAUUCCACCAAGUGAGAUGCUCUGUCCAUCAAGUGACAGUGAGGAGCGCCAGCGCUUUGUUACUGCCAAGUACUGCCAGGGGAAAUACCGCUGCUACCAUGCACUGUUUGGCCAACAGGAAGCCCUCAACAAAGCUCUGUGCAACACCAUUCAGACAGGUGAUGUAUUGGAGACUCUGUCGCUGGUGUUCUGUGGAGCAGAUGUGAACUGUUAUACAGGUGAUCCAGAGCUACCCAGCCCUGUGUCCGUGGCCCAGCACUAUGGACAGACACUUCAGGUGGAGUUCCUCACUCACAACCACAACACAGAGCUCCCAGGGUCAAGGACUGGAGAUCACACAAUCUUAGAGGCUGCUCUCCCCAUCUCACACACUGGUUAUCUGUUCAAGACUGCCUCCUCAACACGAGCCGUUACAGAGCGCAAAUCUAAAGGAGAUUUUAGUCGUCGCUGGUGCUCUUUGAACCAAGGUAACUUCAGCUACUAUGAGAGUGAGAAGAGCUCCAGCCAGAGUGGACAGAUGAAGAUGAGUGAUGUCCUUUGUCUGGUGGUCAAUCCCCAAGGGAAACAUGGUUAUGGUCAUUCCUUUGAGCUGUACCAUGACUCUGGGAGAGUCUACCUGUUUGGAGAGGAUUCCCCUGACACGGUGAGGGAGUGGAUCAAGGUCAUUGUCAAGGCCCUGGUCCCCCCUGUAGCAGAGGACCUGGUGGGCUGGUCCUUUGAGCGGGUGGGCCGGCUGCACUACACUGUGGGCCAGAGCUUCCAUUGUCCUUGCCUGGGCUGGUUCUCCCUGGGGGGCUCCAGACUGCUCCUCCUCCUCCACGGAGAAGACCAAGUGGAUAACAUCGACCUGCGAAAACUACAGGAGCUCUCCGUGGAGCAAGAAGCUGCUGCUGUGGUGCUGGUGGACAGAGGCAGGAGGCUGCGUUUGGAGGGGGACAGGAGGCCUGACUACCAGGGCUGGCUGAGUGGCAUCCAGCAGGGCUUAGGGAGAGGAGACGGCCCCCUGGACCAGCAGCAGCUUACUGAGACAGAAGUCCCUGUCAUCGUGGACCGCUGCAUUAGCUACAUCACACAACAUGGUUUGAAGUCAGAGGGCAUCUAUCGGAGGUGUGGUGUGAACUCUAAGAUUGCCGCCCUGCUGCUCUCUCUCCGCCAUGACGCCCGUCAGGUUCGUCUGAGUGAAGGGGUGUGCCAGGUGGAUAAUGUGGCCAACGUCCUGAAGAGAUUCCUCAGGGAAGUGGGAGAGGGGGUUUUCAAUGGCCAUCAGGCCUCUCUGCCAUGGCUCCAUACCACUACUGUCAGUGAGGGAAGAGAGAGAGUGUCCCAGUACAAGGCCCUCCUCCACAGCCUCCCCCCAGUCAACAGAGCCACUCUGGGGGCUGUCAUCAACCACCUCUACUGCGUUCAGUGCUUUGCAGAUGAGAAUCAGAUGAACAUGCACAACCUGGCCAUUGUGUUUGGUCCCACGCUCUUCCAGACGGACGGCACUGAUAACAGCGCAGGACAGGUGGUAGAGGAGCUCAUCCAGAACUACCAGGAUAUCUUCAAUGUGAAUGCUGAGCAGCUUCAGAGGCAGCUGGACAUGAUCUCUCAUGUCAUCAAAGCACAGGAGGAACACGCCGAGGAGGGGACCCCCUCACCUCUCACCAUCUGUGGGAUUUACCUGGAGAGGAAGGAGGAGGGCUCUGAGCUGCUGGUUCAGAUCUCCCAGGCAGUGAGUGCUGAGGAGCUAGUGUGUGAGGUCCUGAGACGCGGGAACAUCCCUCCACAGCAGGGGGACUAUUGGAGCUGCUUCCUGGUCAACGACAACCAGGAGAUGGAGCGUCCAUUGCACUACCAGGAACGAGCGCUGGCCAUCUAUUUCUCUCUGGGUAAAGACUGUCACCUGGUGGUCAAGCGGAACUGCUACAUGGAGGCCAUGUUAAUCUGCAUAGCUGCCAUGGUAGACGUGUCCAGAAACAGCAUGAUUAAGUUCAGUGAUGAGAAGGGUCAGAGGGGGAAGAGAACCUUCAGCAGACGCCUCUGUGUACUCGAUGGCACCUCUCUCAGGCUCUACAAAGAAGUAAAGAGUACUCAGCCUGAGAGGGAAUGUCAAGUCCAUGCUCUGAAAGUCUACUAUGGCAUCAAGAAGAGGCUACAGCCACCAUCAUGCUGGGGGAUGACUGUAGUGUGUGAGCAGGCAGAACGAGACAAACAGCAGUGGUACCUGUGCUGUGAAUCAAAGAACGAAUUGAUCAAGUGGCUGGCCACUUUUAUGAACCUCCAGCACAAUAGUGACCUGUGUCCUGCAGCUUCCAGGCCAGAUUCCUGAUCUAAGGCAGAAGGGGAAAUAACCUAAUCCUGGUUUUCCAUCACAGAAGUAUCUUCCAGAUACUUUUUCGCAUCUUCAAUUCUUCUCAAAAAUAUUUUUGAACGUGUUAUUUUAAGUUAAUAACCACAAAUAAUGUCUUUCUCUGUUAUAAUGGUUGAUUUGACCCUAUUUCUAACCCACAGCUACAGUAUAGCCCUCACACACACUCAUUAUACCUAGCAAGAGCAGAGACAGUUUCAUUCUACAGUAUAGCCCUCACCCACACCCAUUAUACCCAACAAGAGCAGAGACAGUUUCAUUCUACAGUAUAUUGAAAUGAAAACAUACAGACCUUAGGGUAAUAGUAGGGGAAGCAGUAUAGAACUACACUACAACAACAACAAACUCAAACAAUAUUAGAGGCACGUGAGAAAAAUAAUCUAAAUGUCAUGUUGACUUUGAAGCUCCUUUGAUUGGGACAUAAUGACAAGGUUGGAGAGCUGCAGUCGUAAAACCAUCUAAGUUUAGACACCGAGCAUUCUGUUCAUGUCAUUAUGGUAACAGUGGUGGUCAGUAAUUAUUGGAGAGCAGGAUUUCAACCCUGUCAUUACUCAAGACCACAGCUUGUUGCAUUACAGUGAUGCGCAGUUUAUCACUUUUAUUAAUGGACUAAUCCUUUAACAGUACCUUAACAUAAAAAAUGAAUCUGAGGGAAGGUUAGCUAGAGCAGGGAAAGAAGACUGAGCAGGGAAAGAAGACUGAUCUUGUUGCUGUUAUCCAGUGCCUGGCUGGUCAAAGCCCAAGAGGUUUCUCUCUCUAGGCUGAUUAUGAAUUGGUAUCUGAAAACCUUAUUGUGAUUAAGCAAUGUUGAUAUCAUUGUAUGUCAUUCAACAUUUAAACUGUGUCUUUUGAAUACAAUGUGUAUAGUUUUUAUAUUUCUUAAAAUCAUUAUCCUACCAUUCCUUUGAUGUCUGAAGUCAGGAUGCUUUGGCACUUCAAACCUGCUCGACUUGUUUGGUUGAUUUUUCUAUUGUGUUAUUGACUGUACGUUUGUUUAUUCCAUGUGUAACUCUGUUGUUUUUGUCGCACUUAUUUGCUUUAUCUUGGCCAGGUUGCAAUUGUAAAUGAGAACUUGUUCUCAACUGGCCUACCUGGUGAAAUAAUAAAAAGCCAAAGCAUUGACGAUUUAAUAUAUCCAGUCCUACUGUAGAAGAUGCUCAGAAAUAAAAGGGCUGUCAGAUAGUUUUUGAGGAUUUCUCCUUCAGAGCUGUAUCACCAUAGAAACACAAAAUUAGAUUAUUGGCACACCCGAGAUCUCUGUUGGCAAAUUGUUUGUUUUAGCCUUUGAUAUGUCUAUGUGUGGAAAUAUGGCUUGCCUAAAACACUGUACUAGAUAGUCAUUAUAAUAUUAUUCUCCUAGGUUAUAUUGUAAUGUUAAUGUACCUUAAAGGGUUUAAGACUGGAUCUCUGGCAUGUUGCCCCCCCCCACCACCACCACCACCACCACCACCAUUCUCAAUCACCCAUAAAGUUUUAUUGGUGCUCUUGUGGGGCUAAGUGCCUCUCGCUCAGUAAAAGGGCUUUCUAAUAUCCUUUUAUUUUUCAGCUGUAUGUCGUUAGACAUGAGGCUGUGUGGGUAAUGGCUUUACAUUAGGAACUCAGGGCUGGUGAAGUGGCUCAGUCACCCCUGGUAACAACCAUGCACUCCCAUUCACCCCCAGUUCUUACAUCACCACCCCCAUUAAGCUUCAACGUUACCAUAACCUGCACAUACUUGACACACAAAUGCUACGUUCAUUAUGGAAUCUUAGAUUUUAGAGCAACUUUUCUCACUUCCUCAUCCUGCAGACAUGUAGAUCUUGCUGACUGGUCUGUCAUUUAAUUACCUGACAUUGAUUUAAAAAUGUCAAUGUUUAAUAGAAGCCCCGCAUGCCAAUUGCAGGUCCAAAAUGUUUUAGAAUAACUUUUUCAGUGGUCAUUCAUGGGGCUAGAUUAGAAACCAAGAAGGAAUAUAUUUCUCUGGUGGUGUUCUGGUGUCAUGAAUCUUUAAAGGCUAUCUGAAGGACAAAAUACGAGUGAGGUGUUUACCUAAUGACAUGCUAACCAUUUCCGUUACAAUACUGACAUAUUCCACUCAGUUUCCACUCAUAACAACGUACUGUCCAGAAUAGAGAGACAGUUAAAUGUAAUACUGGUAGAUGAAGAAAAACAUUUAUAAAAUGUUUUCUUAGCUUUAAUAAUAAUUUGUAUUGCUUGUCUAAAUCUCAUGUUUGGUCAUGUCAAUAAAUUGCUUAUUGCUCAAGUGAA
Molecule: messenger RNA, 5773 nt
Organism: Oncorhynchus keta (chum salmon)
Lineage: Eukaryota; Metazoa; Chordata; Actinopteri; Salmoniformes; Salmonidae
Product: arf-GAP with Rho-GAP domain, ANK repeat and PH domain-containing protein 1
Exons: 28
Coding region: 110-3487 (1125 amino acids)
Biological process (GO): signal transduction
Molecular function (GO): GTPase activator activity
Source: RefSeq, a predicted model, not a curated record